Zeugodacus cucurbitae (melon fly) is the source of this 16337-nucleotide messenger RNA. It is a transcript of the gene Dhc1, whose product is annotated as dynein axonemal heavy chain 5. Gene Ontology annotation, cellular component: dynein complex. Gene Ontology annotation, molecular function: dynein light intermediate chain binding; minus-end-directed microtubule motor activity; dynein intermediate chain binding. The transcript is spliced from 36 exons. Bases 1683 to 15701 code for a protein of 4672 amino acids. Gene Ontology annotation, biological process: microtubule-based movement. NCBI's taxonomy places the organism in Eukaryota, Metazoa, Arthropoda, Insecta, Diptera, Tephritidae. The record is from RefSeq and is a predicted model, not a curated record.
UUUCUUUUAGAAUGAAAGUCACAUUUAAAAUUACCCUUAGUCACUGAGUUCUUCAUGUGGAUAUCCGGGGCCUUGAAAAGUUAUAGUUCGAUUUCGAAAAUGUUUCCAUAAGUGAAGCCACAGAUGAUAUACAGUAUUUGUGUAAAGUUUUAUUCCGCUUCCGCUUCGGUUCCUUAUACAUAUAUAAAGUGAACGAAAUAGAUGGAGUUCAAAAUUGAGUUAUAUGGGAAGUUGGCGUGCUUGUGAACCGAUUUCGCCCAUUUUUUAUCCGUGUUGUCAGGGUGUCAAAAAAAUAUUAUAUACCGAAUUUCAUUGAAAUCGGUCGAGUAGUUCCUGAGAUAUGGUUUCUGUUAUUAUCCGAUUUCUUUCAUUGGGACUGUGUAAGGAAAUGGCUAAUAGAAACGACUGCAGAAAGUUUGGUUAAUACAGUUUUUUUGGUUUGCAAGAUAUAUGUAUAUACAAAAAACCUGUUUGGGGGCAGGGCCACGCCCACUUAAAAAAAUUACAUCCCAAUGUGACCCUCCCUAAUGCGAUCCUUUGUACCAAAUUUAGAGAGUAUAAAAAAAUUGCCAACCUAUGUACAUGUUUUCCUUUUGACAAUACUCAGCGCAUUCGAUGUCAAAAAUAUUAAAAGGCACUUAAAAGAGGAAAAUUGUAAACAAUUUUGUAUUUGUGGCCUAAAUAUUACAGUCAGUUAAGCGGGAAAGAAAUUUAAGCGGAGGCUUUUAAGCGGGGAAUUUUAUAUGUUAAUUCAGAGAAAAACCAACAAUGCCGCAAAAUAUGGUCACUUAAGCGGGAAAGGCCCUUAAACGGGGCGCACUUAAGCUACAUGUAUGUUGACAACACUCAAGGAUACUUCACUUGCUCUCUCUCCACAAUCACACAGUGCUCUCCAGUUCUAUCAUUUCGUUGUUACUAAUUUGAAAUUCCUGCACAUUUUGAAUUGAAAUUGAAAUAUAAAGUAAACACGCCGAGUUUAAUUGUUGAACAGUUUUAUAUUAAAAUAAGUAAUAUUCUGUUUAAGAAUUUAAAUUCCUACAGACACUUUCUUAUUAUUAGUUCUCACAGAUUUCCUCAUUCCUAUAUAUGAUGACGAUUUUUAUGAAAUUAACGGAUAAUCUCAACUUUGACAUGAUUUCUCUCUUUACAGAAUAUUUUCUUUUUUAUUCAUACUAAAAACAUAUUUUCGCUUUCCCUCAUCAAACCAAUACACACCUACAUAUGUAUGCAUUUUUUUCGACCAACUAAUUUUUCUGGUUGGUAUUUUGAAAUUUGGUUAGGUAUUUUGCAUUUUGAUCGUUGGCAUUCAGUAGUUUUGAAAUGGGUUUAUCCAUAUGUAUGUGAACUGCACAUACAUACUAUAUGUACUAGCAUAUAGCAUACAUAUAAAUUGUAUUAUAGUUUUCAUAUAACUUUGACAUUUUUUGAAUCUGUAUACUAAUCCACUCUUUGGUAUUUUGGAUAAUUUUUGCAUUUUGCGGAUGUUAAUUACGUUCUUUGGUAAUCCACCAAAAUAUGCACACUGGCUUCCAUACAUACGAAUACCCAUAUGUAUGUAUAUAUGUUUAUUUUAAUCAAAUUGAUAUCAUUGCGUGAGUUGGUGUAAAAAACAUUUGGAAAAAUAUCAUAUUACUCAAUUUAAAUAAACGGAUCAAACUAUCGAAUUAUAAAAAAAAAAAAUAAUGGCUACCGAUGCUGACGAAGCACAGAGACGCCGUGAAGAAUGCGAACGGAAAGCUCGGCGUGGGGAAAUGGACCCCCGAUUGGAGUUUACAUUCCAACUGUUAAUCGACGCGACCCAACUGCCGAGGCAUCAACUAAUGGAUUACAUAUUCGAGGGAGAUAUGUUGGACGAAAUCAAUCAACUCUUUUUACCCAAUAUGAAAAACAAACUUCUGUGGUUUUAUCAGGAGGUGGAUGAGCCCGAACCUCAACCAGCGCAGGAUCCCAAUAAACCCGGACCCUCGCGUAGUGGUAUCGCAUCGAGCUGCUCAAAAACACCUCAGGGUUCUUCACCCGGCGGAUUUUCGCCGCCGAAGCCGAAAAAAUUGUUUCUGACUGAUGGCUGGACUUGUGGUUUUACAGGGAUUUGCAUUUACAUCUUUCGCGUAAAUACUUCGAAACAAUUGCCAGAGGAAGGAUUUCAAAAGGAUUUAUACUGCGGCGUUAUAGACGCAAAAAAUAUCGGGCUUGUAACUUCCAUUGAACGCAUUGUUGAGUACGUGUUUAUGCAGGCCUUGGCAUUCCCUAGUUUGGAGGGCGAUGAGGAGGAUGUGAGCUGUGGUUUGAUAAAAGGCCAAUUGUUACCCGGUUUGAGAUCAUUCUGCAGUGCUUUACGCGUUUGCGAGCAAGUGUGCGAUCAUGUGAAUAUUUUCGACGAUAAAUGUGAUAUGUUCGAGAAGAUUGAACAUGUGGAUGAGGUUAAAGAUAUGGCGAAAAAUCAAGAGUUUUGUGUGCAACUGGAAGAGCGCGUGAAUAAUUGGAUAAAGGGUGUUAUGAAGAUACUUGGUGAAAGUGAGCAGUUGCGCAAAGAGAACGAUUCAAGUGGCCCACAGGAUGAGCUGGAAUAUUGGAAGAAACGAGGGGCUCAAUUUUCGCAAUUGCUGGCUCAUUUGCAAGAUCGCGAGGUGCAGUAUACAUUACAUUGUCUAUUUUUGGCUGGCUCCCGCGUUAUGCGUGUGUGGAAGGAAACCGAUCGGAAAAUAACAUUCUGCUAUAACGAAGCACGUGAUAACUCAAAAUUUAUUCAGGCGAUGGAAACGUGCUGCCACUCCCUAUAUUUAGACGAUCCGGUCUGCAUGAAACGAUCAAUACUGAGCUUACUACAAACGGUUCGUCUUAUCUAUAGUGUUUCACAAUUCUACAACACCUCCGAAAGAACGUCUUCUCUUAUGGUUAAGAUUACUAAUCAAAUGAUAGAGACUUGCAAGUCUUAUAUAACAUGCCGAAAUAAAGAGACUAUUUGGUCACAAGAUCGUAAUAUUAUACGUACAAAAUUAGGCAAUUGCAUUAAGCUUAAUCAUAUCUACCAUGAAACUUACUAUACCGUAAGAGAGCAACCAUUUCUACCCAAUCAAACACCGUUUGGCUUCUCGGAAAAUUUCGUUUUUGGAAAAUUUGACACAUUUUGCGACCGUCUAUCGAAAAUUAUUUCCAUGUUCAAUUUGAUUGAAGAUUACAAUCAUCUUUUCGAACGUCGCUUGGAGGGUUUACUGUUGGGCGAAACACUACAGGAUGCCAGCAAUCAUUUUGAGGAGGCAAAGAAAGAGAUAUUAUCUAAGAAAUAUGAUUACUUGGAUCAUCGUAAUGGAGAAUUCAAUGACGAUUUCGAACGAUUUAUGAAUAAAACCGACGCACUAAAGGAUACCAUCGCCACACUUAUUGAAACCAAUUUCGAUACUGUUUGGGAGACACCGCAAUGCAUUCGAUUCCUUACUCGAUUUGAAAAAGUUAGUGAGAAGAUACCACUCACACGGAUGGAUGAAAAAUAUGUGCGCAUUAUAAAGUAUGUUGACAAGGAAGUAGAUCGAGUGAAUAAAAUGUUUAGAAAACAACGGGACGAUCCGCCCGUUUGUAGAAAUUUUCCUCCGAUUGCUGGACGUAUCCGUUGGAGCCGUGCGUUAGAUGAGCAUAUGAAAGAACUGAUGGAGGCCGUGCUCGAGCAUAAGGUAUUGAGUGGAUUACCGUUAACAAAAGAUGUGGAGAAUCGCUAUAAUAAUGUAACAGCGUUGUUAAGAGAGUAUGAAACAGAUAUUGUUUCCAUUUGGCUGGACCAGGAUGUAAGCGUUGCCGACGCAUGUCUACUUCAGCCACUGUUGGCUCUACAAGGUGAUCGCUUAUUUGUCAAUUUGCAUCCCACUAUACCUUUACUGAUACGUGAAGCUAAGAUGUUGGCUAAGUUAAAUGUUGAAUUGCCAAUUGUGGCGGCUACAUUGAUGAGCCGGCAAAAGUAUUUCACCACUAUACAGGACUCAUUGAAUUACUUGAUCAAAAUGUUUUUGACAACUGUGCGCACCGUGAAAUUGGAAGUGCGUCCUUUGUUUCUGCCACAAUUGGUGCGCCUAACAGCAAUGCUAAAGCCUGGCCUUCACACAAUAAAUUGGACUCAUCAAAAUUGGACAGAGUUUUAUGAACGUUGUAAACGGGCAAUAGAGACAUUUAACGUACUCGUAGCACGUGUGCACGAUAUCUACUCCAACCGCAUAUUAAAUGUGCUCAUGUGGAUGCAGGAUGUCUCAUUACAGGUCUUGCCUGCAGACGAUGAAAUCUGGACUGUGGAGGAGUUUUUGGAGAGGAGCGAAGACGCCUGCAGACACGCCGCUAUUGAAUUGAAUCGCAAAAGUCAAAUGGUGUCGGAGGCAGUGGAGGAAGUUUUGAAUUUGGUUGACAAGGCUACAGAGACUUUCAAGCAAAUUGCAGGCGAUGAUGUUGUUACAUUAUUUGACGCUACCUCGCGAAAUCAGACCCAACCAUCAUCGGCACGAAAGGGAGAGGCGGAAGGUUGCACAGCAGUGCCAAAUGGUGUUAGUACUGGUGGUAGUGGUGGCGGAGGUGGCAGUGCUGGUAGCCAACAACAAGAUUGGAGCAUAUUAUGGUCAUGUUUUGAAAAUCCCUUAACUCUGCUUUCGACCACAGAGAGUCUUCCGAAGGGAAUGCAAGAUAUGGUCUGCAAUGCGGUGGUGGAGAUGCGACGCUACUACAGUCGAAAAGUAAUUGAUGUACUGAUUAAGGUAAUACGUGGCGCGUUAGACACUAUUAGGCGUCGAUUUAUUGAUGACGAGAAUGACACCGUAUUGAAGAAGCCGAUAUUCGCACUAAAUGCGCAGUUGCAGAUUCCAAGCGUGAUUAUCAAGCCGAACCUUGAUGAGUUGCAGGAGAUACUGACAACCGCUGGUAAAAAUAUUACUGGAAUUGCAAAAGGCGUGGCACAGUGGACCAGUGGCAAAGAGCCGCAAGUGUCAACAACACCUCAACCACGGGUUGGACGAAAUCACAAUACUGGAAAUCGAGCACGUCGUCGUAAGCUUUAUACUCUGGCCUCAGAGGAACGUCCACAAAUGCCUCAUAUGCUCAAGUCGUUUUACGCCGCUAUAAUGGAUAAUAAAGAGGUGGUGAAGGCACUCAAUUUGCUCUCAAAUUGUACAAAAAAUAUCAAACCAGAAAUACAGACAUACAUAAAACGUUGGAAACCUUACCAUUUCUUAUGGAAAAACGAUCGCACAACUCGUCAAUUAAUGGAGUUCGGAUUGCAGGAAUUCGAGUCGACUUUACGAUGCUUAGCCGAGUUGGACGCCAAUUUGCUGGUGGAGCCCGAAAUGGAGGUAUUUGGUCAUUGUGUGUCCGUCUACAAUGAACGGUUGAAAUACGGCCUAGCUAUUGAGAUCAAAUCUUGUAAUCAUAAAAUCGGACAAGCUAUGAAGAAGAAAUACAAAAAAGAAAUGGACUAUGUCUACGCUGUAAUUAAUGAAAUGGAUCGGAAGUUGGACAGACCAAUCCGAGAUCUCGAUGACGUGCGCAUGAUAAUGGAAACCUUAAGUAAAAUAAGGGAACAAGAAGUUGAUAUGGAGUUGCGUAUUGACCCAAUUGAAGAGGCUUUUAAUGUACUUACCCGUUAUGAGGUCCAAGUGGAACGUGAACAAUUCGAUUUGGUAGAUAACUUGCGCAGCACAUUUCAAAAUUUAUUGUCUUGUGCCCUGCAAGCCCAAGUGAAACUAUUGGACAUGCAACCGUCAUUUCAGGAUGACCUCAAAAAUAAUUUAGAGAAAUUUAAACAAGAUAAAAUACAAUACGUAAAUGAAUAUCGUACAGCCGGUCCCAUGCAAGCUGGCCUAACACCACGUGAGGCCUCCGAUCGUUUAAUUUUAUUUCAAAACCGUUUUGAGGGUAUGUGGCGUCGCCUCCAGACCUAUCAGAACGGUGAAGAGUUAUUUGGUUUACCACAAACUGACUAUCCGGAAUUGGGUCAAAUACGAAAAGAAUUGAAUUUGCUGCAAAAACUUUAUAAACUCUAUAAUGAUGUAAUAGAUCGCGUGAGCAGUUAUUACGAUAUACCGUGGAACGAAGUGGACAUUGAAGAGAUCAACAACGAAUUAAUGGAAUUCCAAAACCGCUGCCGAAAACUUCCUAAAGGUUUGAAGGAGUGGCCGGCUUUUCAUGCGCUCAAGAAAACCAUCGACGAUUUCAAUGAUAUGUGCCCAUUGUUGGAGUUGAUGGCGAAUAAGGCAAUGAAACCCCGCCAUUGGCAACGCAUUAUGGACGUUACCAAAUACAUUUUCGAAUUCGAUUCGGAAGGAUUCUCAUUGAAGAAUAUAUUAGAAGCGCCUCUGCUUAAGCAUAAAGAGGAUAUUGAGGAUAUCUGUAUUAGUGCAAUGAAAGAGAAAGAUAUUGAGGCUAAGUUAAAACAAGUCACAAAUGAGUGGUCCGUACAUGAAUUACAAUUCAUGAGUUUCAACAAUCGCGGCGAACUAUUACUGCGGGGUGACACAACUGCUGAAACCAUAGGUCAGCUAGAAGAUAGCUUGAUGGUGUUGGGUUCAUUGCUGUCCAAUCGCUACAACGCACCAUUUCGUAAACAAAUUCAACAAUGGGUUUAUGAUUUAUCCAAUUCAAAUGAAAUUUUGGAACGUUGGUUAUUGGUGCAGAAUAUGUGGGUAUAUUUAGAAGCUGUCUUUGUAGGUGGUGAUAUUGCUAAGCAGCUUCCAAAAGAAGCCAAGCGAUUCUCAAAAAUCGAUAAAUCAUGGCAAAAGAUAAUGCAACGUGCCCACGAGACUCCUGGCGUAGUUGCGUGUUGUGUCGGUGACGAUCUUCUGAAACAACUGUUACCUCAUUUGCAGGAACAGCUGGAAAUCUGUCAAAAAUCGCUAAGUGGCUAUUUGGAACGUAAACGAAUGAUGUUCCCUCGCUUCUUCUUCGUUUCCGAUCCGGCACUAUUGGAGAUUCUAGGUCAGGCUUCUGACUCACAUACCAUACAAAAUCAUUUACUCUCAAUUUUCGAUAAUACACGCAAAGUAAAAUUCCAUGACAUUGAAUACAAUAAGAUGAUGGCCAUAAUCUCCAGUGAAGGUGAGAUGAUACAGUUAGAUCGCGCUAUUCGUGCUGAGGGUUCGGUCGAGACAUGGCUAACUCAGUUACUGGUCACCGCACAGCAGUCAUUGCAUUCGAUUAUCCGCACCGCUUAUGCUACAAUAAAUGAUCCAAAUUUCACCUUGUUGGGAUUUUUAGAGAAAGUCCCUGCACAAAUUGGUCUUUUGGGUAUACAAAUGAUUUGGACACGCGACGCGGAAAUGGCGCUGAUGCAGGCCAGGCAUGAGAGGAAAGUCAUGUCGGAGACGAAUAAUAAGUUUCUUGAAAUUUUAAAUACGCUAAUUGAUCAAACUACCAGAAAUUUAACUAAAAUGGAGCGCACAAACUUCGAAACUCUAAUUACCAUACAUGUGCACCAACGGGACAUAUUCGAUAUAUUGUGUCGAAUGAAUAUUAAAUCAGCCAAUGAUUUUGAGUGGUUGAAGCAGUGUCGUUUUUACUUCAAAGAGGACUUAGACAAAACGUGGAUUUCAGUAACUGACGUAACUUUCACUUAUCAAAACGAGUAUUUGGGUUGCACAGAUCGUUUGGUGAUUACACCGUUAACAGAUCGAUGUUACAUCACACUCGCUCAGGCGCUAACACUGAGCAUGGGUGGCGCACCAUGUGGUCCAGCGGGUACCGGAAAAACCGAGACAGUUAAGGACAUGGGCAAGACGUUGGCUAAGUACGUGGUUGUGUUUAAUUGCUCCGACCAAAUGGAUUACAGGGGCCUGGGUCGCAUCUAUAAGGGCUUGGCUCAGUCCGGUACGUGGGGAUGUUUCGAUGAAUUCAAUCGAAUCGAACUUCCGGUGUUGUCGGUUGCAGCGCAACAAGUUGCAGUUGUAUUGACAGCCAAGAAGGAGAAAAAGAAAACAUUUAUAUUCACCGAUGGCGAUACGAUUGAGAUGAAUCCUGAAUUUGGCAUUUUUAUAACAAUGAAUCCUGGCUACGCUGGACGGAAAGAGCUACCUGAAAAUUUAAAAAUACAAUUUCGCACCGUCGCUAUGAUGGUGCCAGACCGACAAAUAAUUAUACGCGUCAAGUUGGCGUCGUGUGGAUUUUUAGAGAAUAUUACACUGGCGAGAAAAUUUUAUACCCUUUAUAAAUUGUGCGAGGAGCAAUUAACCAAGCAGGUCCAUUAUGAUUUUGGUUUGCGAAAUAUAUUAUCGGUAUUGCGUACAUUGGGUGCUUCCAAGCGGAGAAACUCGAAGGAUGGCGAGAGUACGAUUGUGAUGCGUGUCCUACGCGAUAUGAAUCUCUCCAAACUGAUUGACGAAGAUGAACCGUUAUUCAUGUCGUUGGUUUCGGAUUUGUUUCCCAAUCAGACACUCGAAAAGACCAAUUACCCAGAACUUGAAGCAGCAAUUGCUGAACAGACGGAAGAAGCAAAUCUGGUCUACCAUCCUCCAUGGGUUCUCAAAUUAAUACAACUUUACGAAACCCAAACCGUUCGACAUGGCAUUAUGACAUUGGGUCCCAGUGGUGCCGGUAAGACGACAUGCAUUCAUACCCUGAUGAAGGCAUUAACUCAAAUGGGUGACAAUCAUCGCGAGAUGCGUAUGAAUCCAAAGGCCAUAACAGCUGCUCAAAUGUUUGGGCGUUUAGAUGUGGCUACCAAUGACUGGACUGACGGCAUAUUUUCGGCUUUGUGGCGCAAAACAUUGAAACUAAAAAGUGGCGAACACGUUUGGCUCGUACUCGACGGUCCAGUGGAUAGCAUUUGGAUUGAAAACUUAAACUCUGUUUUAGAUGAUAACAAAACAUUGACCCUGGCAAAUGGUGAUCGCCUUACUAUGGCACCAACAGUAAAAAUAAUUUUCGAACCACACAACAUAGACAACGCGUCACCGGCGACAGUGUCGCGGAAUGGAAUGGUUUAUAUGAGUUCAUCAGGACUAGAUUCCAGACCGAUUGUGCAAGCUUGGCUAAAGAAUCGCGCACCUGGCGAGAAGUCAGUUUUCUGGGCCCUCUUCGAACAAACUUUCAUCCAAGUUUACAACUGGGGCACACAAAACCUUAAGCUUUUGAUGUCCGUGUUGCAGUGUAAUGUAGUACGUCAGAUGCUAUCGAUUUUGGAGGGCUUAGUGCCGGUGAAGAAGGAGGAGGAGCAGGCAGUCAGUCUGUCUAGUAAAGAAACAAACGACGAUGAGCUUCCUGAAGAACCGGCUGUGGAGGAGAAAGAGGACACUUGUACACCCGAACACUUGCAUCGACUAUACAUUUUUGCGCUAGCUUGGGGUCUCGGUGGAUAUCUCAAUGUUUCUGAUCGCAUACGUUUGGAUUUAUAUGUCAAAGAAGCUUUCCCUCAGUUGGACUAUGCACAGGCUACGAACAGUGAAAAUAGUAUUUUUGAUUUCUUCGUUUCUGAGACAGGCACGUGGCAAGCGUGGAAGACAUUGGUCACUCCGUAUAUGUAUCCUGAGUUAUCUACUCCAGACUAUCUAAAUAUUCUAGUACCCAUCGUUGAUAAUGUACGCAUGGAUUACCUAAUCGCUACGAUAGCGAAUCAGGAACGUGCCGUUAUGUUGAUUGGCGAACAGGGUACCGGCAAGACAGUGAUCAUGAAGAAUUUUAUGAAGAAAAUGAAUCCGGAGGCAUAUAUGGGCCGUUCUUUCAAUUUUUCAUCGGCCACUAGUCCAUAUCAAUUUCAACGUACUAUCGAAAGUUAUGUGGAGAAACGUGUGGGAGUUACGUUUGGGCCACCAGGAGGACGUAAGUUGAUUGUGUUCAUUGAUGAUGUCAAUUUGCCGGAGAUCAACGAAUGGGGCGAUCAAGUGACGAAUGAAAUUGUUCGCCAAAGCAUGGAUAUGAAAGGCUUUUACAGUUUGGAGAAGCCCGGUGAUUUUACAACAGUAGUGGAUGUUCAAUAUGUUGCGGCAAUGGGUUUGCCGGGCGGUGGUCGUAAUGAUAUACCGUCACGAUUAAAACGACAAUUUUGCGUAUUUAAUUGUAAUAUUCCGGAUGAUGAGUCGAUUGAUAAAAUAUUUCGUGUUAUUGGUGAGGGGCAUUAUAAUUCCAAACGUGGUUUCACGUCUGAAGUACGCAGUUUAGUUAAGAAGUUGAUUGUUGUGACUCGUCAUUUGUGGCAGCGAACGCGUGAGAAACUUCUACCCACACCUGCCAAAUUUCAUUAUGUUUUUAGCUUGCGUGACUUAUCGCGCAUUUGGCAAGGUAUGGUGGGUACUUUGUCAACUGUUAUCACGGCAGAUAGUGUGCUCAUGUCAUUGUGGAAGCACGAAUGUACACGUGUAUUUGCGGACCGUUUUACGACCUUUCAAGAUAAAGAGUGGUUUAGUUCGGAAUUAGCUUGUCUUGUGCGUGAAGAGCUAGGUGAGGCAUACUCGCAGAUGAUUAUUCCGAACCCGGUGUUUGUCGAUUUUAUGCGCGAUGCACCUGAGCCAACAGGUGAGGAGGGAGAGGAUGCUGAUAUGGAAUUACCGAAAGUCUACGAACCGGUGAAUUCUCAUGAAGUGCUCCGGGAGCGUCUCGUUAUGUUCCUCGCACAGUUUAAUGAAAUGGUACGAGGCUCUGGGAUGGAUCUGGUUUUCUUCCCUGAUGCUAUGCUGCAUUUGGUGAAGAUUUCUCGAAUCAUUCGGCAUCCGAGGGGAAACGUCAUGCUUGUCGGGGUCGGUGGAUCGGGUAAACAAUCCUUGACCAAAUUGGCAUCAUUUAUAGCUGGCUACAAAACAUUCCAAAUUGCUUUGACACGUUCUUAUAAUGUAGCCAACUUUCUGGAGGACUUAAAAUUAUUAUAUCGCACCUGCGGUGUUCAAGGCAAAGGAACCACAUUUUUAUUUACCGAUAUGGACAUUAAAGAAGAGGGAUUUCUUGAAUACCUCAACAAUAUACUAUCAUCUGGUGUGAUAUCAAAUCUGUUUUCUCGAGACGAACAAGCUGAAAUUGUACAAGAAUUGACUCCGGUUAUGAAACGAGAAAAUCAACGAAAAACAGCGACCCCGGAAAGUGUGAUGGAGUUUUUCUUGGCCCGCACAUGUGCCAAUCUUCAUGUGGCUUUUUGUUUCUCACCAGUGGGUGAAACAUUCCGAUCGAGGGUGCAACGUUUUCCGGCCCUGGUGUCCGGCUGCACAAUCGAUUGGUUCCAGCCGUGGCCAAAGGAUGCACUCGUCUCGGUGGCAAGACACUUUCUGAGUGACUUUGAAAUUGAGUGUACACCGGCUGUGAAGGAAGAAUUAGUAAAUGCGCUGGGCUCUAUACAAGAUAUUGUCGCAGAAACAUCGUUGGAAUAUUUCCAGCGUUUCAGACGUGCAACACACGUGACACCGAAGUCAUAUUUGAAUUUCAUUUCUGGUUACAAGAAUAUAUAUCAGCAAACACAGAAAGAAUUGCGUGAUGGCGCAGAAAAGAUGGACACUGGGUUGGAGAAAUUAAAGGAAGCCUCCGCUUCAGUUGAAAUAUUGAAAAAGGACUUGGUGGUCAUGGAGGAGGAGUUAGUGGAAGCCUCCAAAAAUGCCGAAUCUGUUUUGGUAGAAGUAACCGAAAGGGCAAUGCAAGCCGAAAUCGUAAAAAAUCAGGUUCUUAUUGUGAAAGACAAGGCUGAGGCAUUAGUGGCAUGUAUUGCACAAGAAAAAGCACUUGCCGAGGAAAAAUUAGAGGCUGCCAAGCCGGCACUGGAAGAAGCCGAAAUGGCAUUGAAUACAAUAAAGCCAGCGCACAUUGCAACCGUACGCAAGUUGGGUCGACCACCACAUUUGAUUAUGAGAAUCAUGGACUGUGUACUGAUUUUAUUUAAAAGAAAAUUACAUCCCUGUAUACCGGAUUCUGGAACACCGUGUCCCAAGCCGUCUUGGCAAGAAUCUUUAAAGAUGAUGGCUAGCGCAACGUUUUUGCUACAAUUGCAAAAUUAUCCAAAAGACACAAUAAAUGAUGAAAUGAUCGAUUUACUACAACCGUACUUUCGCAUGGAGGACUAUAAUAUGGACAUGGCAAGGCGAGUUUGCGGAGACGUAGCUGGUUUGUUGUCUUGGACAAAAGCUAUGUCAUUUUUUCACAGUGUUAACAAGGAAGUGCUGCCAUUAAAGACAAAUUUGACUUUGCAGGAGGCGCGAUUGAAGCUAGCCAUGGAUGACUUGGCUGGUGCUGAAGAGCAGCUACGAGAGCGAGAAGAGGCACUUCAGGCCGUCAAAAAUCAGUAUGAUAAAGCCGUUGGUGAGAAACAAAGACUCACCGAUGCUGCCAAUGUCUGUCUGCGGAAGAUGACUGCAGCAACCGCUUUAAUAAAUGGGCUGUCAGAUGAAAAGUAUCGCUGGACAAAUCAGAGUAAAGAGUUUAAAAUACAACUAGGCAAGCUGGUGGGUGACGUUCUGCUAGCAACAGGCUUCCUCUCAUAUUGUGGUCCAUAUAACCAAGAGUUUCGUGCAAAUUUAAUCAGAACAUGGAUGGGCAUACUAAAACAAAAAACUAUACCAUUCACGACUGGCUUGAAUAUUAUUAAUAUGCUCGUCGAUUCCUCAACAGUGUCAGAAUGGACAUUGCAGGGACUGCCAAAUGAUGAGUUAUCGGUACAAAAUGCCCUGAUUGCGACAAAAUCAAGCAGUUACCCAUUAUUGGUAGAUCCCCAAACACAGGGAAAACUUUGGAUAAAAUCAAAAGAGGGUGAAAAUGAAUUACAGAUUACGUCAUUAAAUCACAAAUAUUUUAGGACCCAUUUAGAAGACUCAUUGUCGCUUGGGCGGCCACUGUUAAUUGAAGACGUCGGCACCGAACUGGAUCCAGUGCUCGACAAUGUGUUGGAGAAGAACUUCAUCAAGUCGGGUAGCAUAGAGAAAGUCUUGGUGGGCGACAAGGAGUGUGAUGUGAUGCCAGGUUUUAUGUUGUAUAUAACUACUAAAUUACCAAACCCCGCGUUUAGUCCAGAGAUAAGCGCUAAAACUUCUAUAAUUGAUUUUACCGUCACAAUGCGAGGGCUCGAAGAUCAGCUUUUAGGACGAGUGAUUCUUAUGGAGAAAUCAGAUUUGGAAGCUGAACGUGUCGCGCUCUUCGAAACCGUUAUGACAAAUCAAAGGAAAAUGAAAGAAUUGGAGGCAAACUUGUUAUACCGGCUUAGUUCUUCACAAGGAUCAUUGGUUGAUGACGAGGCCUUAAUUGAGGUACUGCGUGUUACGAAAACUACGUCCGAAGAGGUCAAUCAAAAAUUGAAAAUUUCUGAAAUAACUGAACGAAAGAUAAUGAAGGCUCGGGAAGAGUUCCGCGCCGUAGCAGCACGUGGCUCAGUACUUUACUUUCUAAUAGUUGAGAUGAGUAAUGUGAAUGUAAUGUAUCAGAAUUCUUUGAAACAAUUUUUGGUUAUUUUCAAUAACUCGAUAACCAAAUCGACCAAAUCAAAUGUAACUGAGGAACGUAUAAUUAUUAUUUUACGCUAUCUGACCUAUGAAGUGCAUAAGUUUACAAAUCGCAGCCUGUAUGAACGUCACAAACAGUUGUUUACUUUAAUGUUGGCUAUUAAAAUCGACUAUCAUAACGGCAAUGUGACACAUGAGGAGUUUAUGUCGUUUGUUAAAGGCGGUGCUUCACUGGACCUGAACGCUGUAACACCAAAACCAUUCCGAUGGAUCUUGGACAUCACUUGGUUGAAUUUAGUGGAGAUAAGCAAAUUGGAAACAUUUUCAAAUGUUUUAACACUAAUCGAGUUAAAUGAGAAGGAAUGGCGAUUUUGGUAUGAAGCUGAAAAGCCGGAGAAUGAAGAAAUCCCAUGUGGCUAUCAGACAUCUUUAGAUGGAUUCCGAAAAUUACUGUUGGUACGGUCUUGGUGUCCGGAUCGUACGAUUUCACAAGCAAAGAAGUAUAUAGAGGAAUCCCUAGGUCCUGAGUACAGUGAAAUGCAGAUUUUAGAUCUUGAAGAGACUUGGGCGGAAUCGGAGCCCCGUACCCCGUUCGUUUGUCUCCUUUCUAUUGGAUCCGAUCCUACGACACAAAUUGCCGCAUUGGCUAAACAAAAAGGCAUUCCUUUGAAAUCAGUUUCAAUGGGACAAGGUCAAGAAUUCCAUGCACGCAAAAUGAUAAUGGACUCAAUGUCCGGUGGUGGCUGGGUGUUAUUGCAGAAUGUUCAUCUUUCGCUGCCUUUCUGCUCGGAAGUCAUUGAUAUGCUGGUGGAGACGGAACACAUCGAUGAUACAUUUCGAAUGUGGGUGACCACCGAGCCGCAUGCAGAUUUUCCAAUCGGCUUACUUCAAAUGGCCAUAAAAUUCACCAAUGAGCCACCGCAAGGCAUACGAGCAAGUCUAAAGCGUAGCUACCAGGCUUUCACUCAGGAUUUCCUCGAUUACACCGCGGCACCACAAUGGCCACCAUUGCUAUACACUGUAGCCUUUCUGCACACAAUUGUUCAAGAACGAAGGAAAUUCGGUCCGCUUGGUUGGAAUGUACCGUAUGAGUUUAAUCAGGCAGACUUUGCGGCGAGCGUGCAGUUCAUACAGAAUCACUUGGAUGAGAUGGAUCCAAAGAAGGGAGUCUCGUGGCAAACGCUUGUAUACAUGAUUGGAGAGGUGCAAUAUGGUGGUCGUGUGACUGAUGAUUUUGAUAAGAGGCUGCUGACCACUUUUACUGCAGUGUGGUUUUGCGAGGGGCUUUUAAGUAACUCAUUCGAAUUCUACAUAGGAUACAAAGUGCCGAAUACCAAGAGUUUGCAAGGAUUCGUCGACUAUAUAAACAGUUUGCCAGCUUAUGACACGCCAGAGGUGUUUGGCUUGCAUUCCAAUGCUGACAUCACGUAUCAAAUUAAUUCAGCCAAAGGUAUUUUGGACACCAUACUGAGCGUGCAGCCAAAAGAGGGAGGCGGUGGUGGUGGUGAGACUCGCGAGAGCAUUGUCUAUCAGCUGGCCGACGACAUGUUGCGUAAGCUUCCGCCACAGUAUAACGCUUACGAGGUGCGUGAGAACCUGCUGCGCAUGGGAAUUCUACUACCGAUGAACAUCUUUCUCAGGCAAGAAAUUGAUCGCAUGCAGAAAGUGAUUAAGAAGGUGUACACAUGCUUGUGCGACCUGAAAUUGGCAAUUGAUGGCACAAUUGUGAUGAGUCCAGCAUUGAAGGAGUCCUUGGAUGCCAUGUAUGAUGCACGCAUACCGGAAUCUUGGAUGAAGAUAUCUUGGGAAUCAACAACUCUAGGCUUCUGGUACACUGAGCUAUUGGAACGAAAUGCACAAUUUCGCACUUGGAUAUCAACAGAUCGACCAAAAGUAUUUUGGAUGACGGGAUUCUUUAAUCCCCAAGGAUUUUUAACAGCAAUGCGUCAAGAAGUGACACGCGCACACAAAGGCUGGGCACUAGAUUCAGUUGUAUUGCAAAAUCAAAUAACACGCUAUAAUAAGGAAGACAUCUUGGAAUACCCCACCGAAGGUGUCUAUGUGCAUGGCCUGUUUCUAGAAGGUGCUUCGCUGGAUCGACGCAGUGGCAAAUUGGUUGAGUCAAAGAUGAAAGUACUCUACGAACAAAUGCCGGUAAUCUACAUAUACGCCAUUAACACAACAGCUGGCAAGGAUCCUAAGCUAUAUGAGUGCCCGAUUUAUCGAAAACCACAACGGACCGACGCCAAAUAUGUUGGCUCAAUUGACUUUGAGACGGAUUUCAACCCGAAGCAUUGGACGCUGCGUGGCGUUGCUUUGCUCUGUGAUAUUAAAUAAACGAAAUGCUUCAUCUACAAACUUCGUGUUUGCGCUUAGCUUGUUCGCACCAGUAGUAAUGAAUUUGCUUAUACAAUACGAUGAUUGUUAAGUUAAGUCACGUGCUUCCUGCCUUCAGAUAAACGUUUAUGUGCUAUUGUAUUUGAGUGUAAGUAAAUGUUGUAUUUGAUAAUUGUGAGUUUGUUCCUAAUGAUACUUCAUAUGUAUGAUUUAUAAUGGACUUGCUUUGCAAUCCAAUAAUGUCUCAACUAUGUAAAUCGAAUUAUAACGAAAUGGUGUAAAAGUUUUGUAUAGAAUAAAAUGGUUUACGAAUGAGAAAAGUACUUAAGCUCAUUAAAGUACGUACGUGUAUGGAUGUACACAUAUAUGUCAUCAUUGUUCGGUAUCUUCUCCUUGAAAUACGAAAAACUGGAAGUUUCCAAAGUCAAAAUAUAAAGAAACACACAGGUUCACCAUAUUCUUCUCGCUUAAAACUUGCACAAGGUUCGGAGCUUUAUUCAAAUGCAGUGCAAUAUUCUUCUUGUCAUAGAUAUAAUGGUAUCGAAAAACAAACUAAAUUCGAAAUUACGGUUCACUUGAUUUUAUUUAAUUUAAUUUCAAAUACAUAAUACAUUUUAAUUUCAAUACUUUUUGUAU